AUGCUAGGCCUCCUGGGGAGCACGACCCCUGUGGGAUGGAUCGCAGGCGCUGCGGUGGCGGUCCUGCUGCUGCUGCUGGUGGUGGCCGCCUGCCUUUUCCACGGACGCCAGGAUCAUGACGUGGAGAGGAACCGGCCGGCUGUAGGGGGAAACCGAGUCCGGUGGGCCCAGCCUUGGCUCUUCCGGCGCCGGGGCCACCAUCAUCCUGGCCAUGUGUCUCACAUGCCAAACACAGGCCUCCAUCACCACCACCACCACGCUCCUCACCACCUCCACCGCCCUCCUCACCACCACCACCACCACGCUCACCACCAGCACCACCACCACCCCCACCACGCUCGCUGACGCCACCGCCGCAGAUGCCUGUGGAUGGCAGCCGCCCCCGCUCUGCCAUCUGUUACCAGGACACAAGGACCCCGAUGUUUCCAUGUAGAAGGAUGCGUCUCUGUGGUGAAUGAGGGGUACUGUGACCUGGGUCCUGCUUGGGCUUCAUUUGCAUACUAUGCUCGACAGAGGCAGAGGUUGGAGGGACCCCGGGGUGGCCCUGUGGGUCCUGAAUGGUUUCCAGCAUGGAGAGCAGGUUCUUUGGGAUUGGACACUCCACCUUGUGACUGCGAGUCCCAGCAGGCCCCAGAAGUUGCAAGGGUGUCUUGGCCGAGCCAGCACACGAGUGGAUGUGAAGUGCCCAUUCUCUGACUUUCUCACUAUGCUGCUGCAGGCCUUGGGUGGGUGGGCCCCUGGGAGAGCCCCUGUGAAUGCUCUUUGGGUUUGGAGAAGGCAUAUGGGCUGUACAGUCAAUUCUUUGGUGCCUUAGUCCCAGAAAUAAAAACCACUAAGAAGCUU
Molecule: messenger RNA, 843 nt
Organism: Carlito syrichta (Philippine tarsier)
Lineage: Eukaryota; Metazoa; Chordata; Mammalia; Primates; Tarsiidae
Gene: HRCT1
Product: histidine rich carboxyl terminus 1
Exons: 1
Coding region: 1-345 (114 amino acids)
Source: RefSeq, a predicted model, not a curated record